UUCUUUUUCUUGCACUCGGUCGGGAAAAGGAGGCUAAAAAUGUCAAAAGCAACACUCGGCCUGAUCGCCGCCGCCUCGGCCGCGGCCGGAUCUGCCGCAACAGCAAUCUACUACUCCACCGUAAACAACCAAAAGAUCGUACCUCCCGCUGUCCCGGCAACAAAAGGGAUUCCGGCAACCUCGGGCGGCCGUCUGCCGCCACUGGUAGGCAUUACAAGCUCCCCAGUGAAGGCAGCACAGUCGCGGAAACCGGUUGAUCCUUCGGGGCUGUUCCAGUACGGGUUUCCCGGACCUGUGAAUGAUCUUGCGACGAGGGCGGCUUUGGUUUCGGCUUUUGAUCGCAGGACGAGAAAUCCAAUUUGGGUUGCUGAACAUAUAACUCCUGAGUCGGUGGCCGCUAAGGAGGGGGAUCGGCAUCGGAGCAAGUUUGUGGAGGAUCAUGAUGUUCCGGAGAAGUUUAGAGCUAGAUUGAAUGAUUAUAGGGGAAGUGGGUACGACCGUGGGCACCAGGUCCCCGCCGCAGACGCGAAAUUCAGCCAGGAAGCUAUGGACGAUACUUUUUUCCUAACAAACAUGUGCCCGCAAGUUGGCGCGGGAUUCAACCGUGACUACUGGUCCCAUUUCGAGGACUUCUGCCGCCGCCUAACCUCAAGAUACCCUUCUGUCCGAAUCGUGACCGGACCCCUCUAUCUCCCCCGCCGCGACUCCGGGGGCAAGUACCACGUCUCCUAUGAAGUCAUUGGUAAUCCCCCGAACGUGGCCGUUCCCACACACUUCUACAAAGUCAUCCUUGCGGAAGACGGUGUUGUUGGCGGGACCGUUGCUGUUGGGGCGUUUGUUCUGCCGAACGCUGUUAUCGACAACAGCACCAGAUUGGAGGAGUUUUCGGUGCCGCUUAGUAUUGUGGAGAGAGCUUCGGGCGUGGAAUUCUUGUCGAAGCUACCGGUGAACCGGAGGAAGGAGCUAUGCAAGGAGAUCGAGUGCUCCAUUACUGUGCUGGAAUUUAAUAAUGCUAGCAAGAGUGUUACUGGAGUGCCGGCUCCGGGGAAGAGGUAA
Molecule: messenger RNA, 1056 nt
Organism: Tuber melanosporum (Perigord truffle)
Lineage: Eukaryota; Fungi; Ascomycota; Pezizomycetes; Pezizales; Tuberaceae
Exons: 4
Coding region: 40-1056 (338 amino acids)
Biological process (GO): apoptotic DNA fragmentation
Cellular component (GO): nucleus; mitochondrial inner membrane
Molecular function (GO): metal ion binding; single-stranded DNA endonuclease activity; nucleic acid binding
Source: RefSeq, a predicted model, not a curated record